AGCAGCAGGCCCCGCCCCGGGCCUCCCGGCGCGCUGACCUUCAGGCCGGGGCGGCGGCGCGAUGUUCGUCCAGGAGGACAAGAUCUUCGCGGGCAGGGUCCUGCGGCUGCACAUCUGCGCGGCCGACGGCGCCGAGUGGCUGGAGGAGGCGGCCGAGGACAUGUCGGUGGAGCGGCUCAAGGAGCGCUGCCUCAAACACUGUGCUCCGGGGAGCCUGGAGGACCCCAAGAACGUCGCCCACCACAAGCUGAUCCAUGCCGCCUCCGAGAGGGUGCUGAGCGACACCAAGACCGUCUCGGAGGAGAACAUCCGGGACAGAGAUGUGCUGCUGUUCAUCAGAAGACGCAGUCCAGCCCCGCUCCCCAAGAUGGCUGACGUUUCGGCCGAGGAGAAGAAGAAGCAGGAGCAGAAGGCUCCCGACAAAGAUGCCAUACUCCGAGCGACAGCCAAGUUGCCCUCGUGCGGUGCCGACCGGGCGGCAGCCCAGAGCAGCCCACGAGACUUUCAGACGGAGCUGCGGAAGAUCCUGGUGUCUCUCAUCGAGGUGGCACGGAAGCUGCUGGCACUGAGCCCGGACGCCGUGGAGCUCUUCAAGAAGGCCAACGCCAUGCUGGAUGAGGACGAGGAGGAGCGCCUGGACGAGACAGCCCUGCGGCAGCUCACGGAGAUGGGCUUCCCCGAGAGCCGAGCCUCCAAGGCCCUCCGGCUGAACCACAUGUCGGUGCCUCAGGCCAUGGAGUGGCUGAUUGAGCAUGCCGAGGACCCCACUGUGGACGCACCUCUCCCUGGCCGUGCCUCGCCGGGAGCCGAGGCUGCUGCGGGGGCAAGCGCGGGGGAAGAGGAGGCCCGGGAUGAGCUCACAGACAUCUUCAAGAAGAUUCGGAGGAAACGGGAGUUUCGGGCAGAUGCUCGGGCUGUCGUGGCCCUCAUGGAGAUGGGCUUCGACGAGAAGGAGGUGCUGGACGCUCUGCGUGUGAACAACAACCAGCAGGGCGCCGCGUGCGAGUGGCUGCUGGGAGACCGGAAGCCAUCCCCUGAGGAGCUGGAUCAGGGCAUCGACCCGGAGAGCCCCCUCUUUCAGGCCAUCUUGGACAACCCCGUGGUGCAGUUGGGUCUGACCAACCCCAAGACGUUGCUGGCUUUCGAAGACAUGCUGGAGAACCCGCUCAACAGCACCCAGUGGAUGAACGACCCCGAGACCGGCCCCGUCAUGCUGCACAUCUCCAGGGUCUUCCAGACGCUGAACCGCACGUAGGCGGCGCCCGGCUGCCAGCGCCCCCAGCCGCCCCCUGCACCAGACGGCAGCCAGACAGCUCACUUGGCUAGAGCACUCCCUGUGGGCGCUUCUUUAAUAAAUGAACCCUGUUUUCCUAA
Ochotona curzoniae (black-lipped pika) is the source of this 1374-nucleotide messenger RNA. RefSeq names its product UBA domain containing 1 (gene UBAC1). The transcript is spliced from 10 exons. NCBI's taxonomy places the organism in Eukaryota, Metazoa, Chordata, Mammalia, Lagomorpha, Ochotonidae. The record is from RefSeq and is a predicted model, not a curated record. Gene Ontology annotation, molecular function: protein binding. Bases 62 to 1255 code for a protein of 397 amino acids.